AUGUUUUCCUCUGUCCUAACCUUGGGCAUGGCCACCAAGGCUGCCGCCUCUGCGUCCAUGUCUCUCAGUGGCAAGAACGCCGCUGGCGAGGACAACAGCUUCGAUGCCUACCAGUGGAUUGGCUUUGACGGUGUCGAGAACUGCCAGACUCUUCUGCAAGCCGGUACCUCGGCCCGUCUGAUUGACGGCAAGAUCAAGUACGAAUUCUGGUACGAGUUCUUCCCUGAGAUGUACCAGAUUAGUCUUCCCGUCUCGCCCGGCAACAACGUCUACGUCGAAAUCACCGCUACCAGCCGCACCUCGGACGAAAUUUACCUGCUCAACGAGAGCACCGGCGAGAACAUCUCGUACAACGUCACCACUCCGCACGAGCCCCUGUGCCUCAACCACGCCGUCUGGGUCCACGAGAACCCCAACUUCCUCGAAAACAGCCCCUACUGGUCCAAAUUCACCAUCAGCGACGCCUUUGUCACUGAUGAGGCCGGCCGCGACUACGAUCUUGCCGGCGCCGAGGGCUGGUAUCUGAGCCCCGACACCAACCCCAAGAACUUUCAGUGCCACCCUGAGGUCGGCAGCAGCACCGAUGUCAAGAUAGUUUACCACGGCCAGAAGCCUGCUUCUCAGGGUAGCAACCGCCGCGUCAAGAUGGCCCCCAAGAGCGGAAGCCGUACCAGCAGCAGCCGCAACUGCAACUACUGGUAA
This is a messenger RNA of [Torrubiella] hemipterigena, 702 nucleotides long. NCBI's taxonomy places the organism in Eukaryota, Fungi, Ascomycota, Sordariomycetes, Hypocreales, Clavicipitaceae. The record is from the annotation of a GenBank genome assembly.